Molecule: messenger RNA, 1993 nt
Organism: Sphaeramia orbicularis (orbiculate cardinalfish)
Lineage: Eukaryota; Metazoa; Chordata; Actinopteri; Kurtiformes; Apogonidae
Product: phosphoribosyl pyrophosphate synthase-associated protein 1-like
Exons: 11
Coding region: 479-1669 (396 amino acids)
Biological process (GO): 5-phosphoribose 1-diphosphate biosynthetic process; purine nucleotide biosynthetic process
Cellular component (GO): cytoplasm; ribose phosphate diphosphokinase complex
Molecular function (GO): ATP binding; ribose phosphate diphosphokinase activity; magnesium ion binding
Source: RefSeq, a predicted model, not a curated record
AUCCUGCGUCUGCAUUGCUGUGAAGUUUACAGUCGUCACAUUUGAAUGCGAACGGUUUUCUACCGUUGUGGUCCUGCCACAAGUAUUAUGCUAAUUUUACGACGAGCUAACAGUAGCAGAAAACCGCACUGAGUGAUAAAGAAACGAGAGGUGUAGAGUCGUGGAUGAAAACGGAACUCGGGUCUCUAUAUGUUGUCGGUUUUGUGAUAGUCGUUGUGUGGUUUUGGUCUGUAUGAAAGUGGCCGUGGACUACAGUGUAGAGCACGUGCGGUUUGUUACUGUGUUACACAACAAUGAGUUUAAUUCGGUAAAAUGCGUCCGUGUUGUGGGACUGUAAACUAUUAAGUGUUGGGAUUUAUGUGUAGAAAAGUGUGGGUCAUAACGAACGAUUUUGCUUUCGAUUCAAGGGAACUAAAUUAAAAUCUAAAGGAUAACUUAAAAAAAAAAAAAAAAACAACUACAUUGAUUCCCGAACAACAUGCCCAUUAGGCGGUUUGGGGGUCACAGGUCUCUGGUCUCUCAUUCUCCGAAGCUGUCGUAUGGUUACAGUAAAAUGAAUAUCUCCAAAAGCGGCUACCGUGUGUUUUCUGCCAACUCUACCACUGCUUGUACCGAGUUGGCCAAGAGGAUCACAGAACGACUGGGUGUGGAGUUGGGCAAGUCAGUGGUUUAUCAAGAGGCAAACAGAGAGACUAGGGUGGAUGUGAAAGAGUCUGUCCGUGGUCAAGACAUCUUCAUCAUUCAGACCAUUCCCAGGGAUGUGAACACUGCCAUUAUGGAGCUGCUGGUUAUGGCCUAUGCCCUGAAGACAUCCUGUGCCAAGAACAUCAUCGGGGUCAUUCCGUACUUUCCUUACAGCAAGCAAUGCAAGAUGAGAAAAAGAGGAUCCAUUGUUUGCAAGCUGCUAGCUUCAAUGUUAGCUAAAGCUGGUCUAACUCACAUCAUCACCAUGGACCUUCACCAGAAGGAAAUCCAAGGUUUCUUCAGCUUCCCAGUUGACAACCUGAGAGCAUCCCCCUUCCUAAUCCAAUACAUCCAGGAAGAAAUCCCUGACUACAGGAAUGCAAUAAUCGUUGCAAAGACUCCUUCUGCUGCUAAGAGAGCUCAGUCCUAUGCUGAAAGGCUGCGACUUGGACUGGCAGUAAUGCAUGGAGAGGCCCAUCAUUCAGAGUCAGACAUGGCUGACGGUCGACAUUCUCCCCCCUUAUCCCGCACCACCACCGGGCACACAGGCCUGGAGUUGCCAUCAGGCAACAGACAUCAUAUCCCAUUCCCUGGGAUAGAGCUCCCAAUAAUGAUGGCAAAGGAGAAGCCACCCAUCACCGUUGUUGGAGAUGUAGGAGGCAGGAUUGCCAUCAUCGUUGACGACAUGAUAGAUGAUGUGGAGGACUUUGUUGCUGCAGCAGAAAUCCUUAAGGAAAGGGGCGCCUACAAGAUUUACAUAAUGGCAACACAUGGCCUACUGUCUGCAGAUGCUCCGAGACUAAUAGAAGAGUCUGCUAUCGAUGAGGUGGUGGUGACCAACACUGUUCCUCAUGAGGUUCAGAAGCUGCAGUGUCCUAAAAUCAAAACCGUGGAUGUCAGUAUGAUCUUAGCUGAGGCAAUCCGACGUAUCCAUAAUGGAGAGUCUAUGGCCUAUUUGUUCCGCAACAUCGCUGUGGACGACUGAGGCAACACACACUUGCACAUUUACAUUCCUGUACACACUAAUCAAACAUUUCCAAGCACAGGACCAAGAAUCCAUAGUUUACUUUAACCACCUUGGUAAUCUAGUAUUUCUUUUUGUGUUGCUCUUCCAUGUUAAGUAUAAUUCAUGCUGCCUUAUUUACCUCUUGUGGUACAUAGUGGGGCUGUACAAACAAUGCAGGUUGUUCUUGUACUAAAUACGCUUACUUCCAUCUGGAGACUUAAAUAGUUCAACAUAAUGUAUUGUUUGCUUUCUCUGUAUUGUACAGAAUUUGGCAAAUAAAUCAGAUCUUCUUGAGUGAGUAAA